AUUGACCGUCUCGAAAACAUGUCAUGAGUGGCUUUAGUGCGACUUUUGUGAUAUUUUCAGCGCCUCCGCUUAAAAUACUGGGCGCAUGUAGAUUUAAGUAGUAAGCAGCACAUGAUCGCCAUGGGUAGUGACCAACACUUUUGCCUGCGGUGGAACAACUUUCACAGCAACAUAGCCACGUCGUUUGAGCACCUCCGAGACCAUGAGGACUUUGUGGACGUGACGCUGGCAUGCGAGGGGCGCAGUCUGAAGGCUCACAAGGUGGUCCUCUCGGCCUGCUCACCCUACUUCAGAAAUUUGCUCAAGCAAAAUCCUUGCCAGCACCCAAUAAUAAUCUUGCGAGAUGUGGCAUUUGUGGACAUGUCUGCACUUCUCAGUUUUGUGUAUCAAGGGGAGGUUUAUGUAUCUCAGGACAGACUCACAACUUUCUUACGCACAGCUGAGAUGCUUCACAUAAAGGGACUGACGGAACAGAAUCAACAGCAAUCUCAUUUAGCAGCACAUCAACUUCAAAGAGAUCAGGGAGGGUUAGUAAACAAGGUGGUGAGCAGCCUAGGUUCUAUAGCAGUUCAAGGUCCGUCCUCACCACGCUUGAGAUCUACACCUUCGCCAACCAGUCAUGUAUUACAGCAACCGUCCCAUAUCUCACCACCACCUAAGAAACGGCGCCCAGCCAGCAGUCCCACCCUCAACUUGCCACUAUCCACCGCAGCACCUUCUACUCCACCCCGCUCAGAUGUACCUCCAGCCCGAAUAGAGCUUAGCCCUCACCUGGAAGGCUCAACCUUGGCAGCAGCCCUCACAAAACCACUUAAUGCUACCAGCCAACGAGGAGAUAGUACCCCACGGGGUUCACAGCCUCCACCCUCUGCACAGUUACCCCCUCCCCCUCUGUUACCAGCACCCUUACCCGCUCCAGAUGUGCCAAAGGUAAAGCAGGAGGAUGAGGGAGAGGGGACAGGGGGAGAAGAAGAUGGUGUAGGACCAGACCAGGCUGUGAACCUUGUGACAGAAGGGUCAAUUUUGAGGCAACGCAUCCAGGGUUAUCAGGGUAGCAGUGAGACACCCUCAGCUCUGCCCCCCCCUGCCACCACCAGCAGUAGUACACGGCCAUCACAAGCACUCAUCCACCCACAUACCCUUAAAGAUGACUCACAGAGUGAUGAUACAAACCUGGGGGAUGUGGGGGUAGAGAUGGGAGAUAGCGGGAGUGGGGAGAAGGAGGCUCUAGCAAGUCCACCACCCAUGGUGAUCAGACCACCACUCAUGGGCCUUCUACCCAGGGAAGCUGCAGGGUUAUACACGGGUCCAGGAACGUCAGGGUCUUUAAGUCAACAUGACUCUUCUCAAGACGCUGAAUAUCUGGUGCGGACAUGCGUUCCCAAGCUUUGGAACAGCCGUCAGCCAGGCAUCUGUCCCAUAUGUAACCGCGUCUUCAGCAACAAAUUCAAUCUGAAACAGCACAUUAUCAAUAUUCACACCAAGGGCGAGGGGGUGGAGUGCGACUUGUGCCACAAAAAAUGCAAAAACAAGUGGUACUUGCGUCGCCAUCAGGUGACUCAUCAUGGGGCGCCUCUUAAACGAAACCGCAACUACACCAUGGAGCAGUACGUCAAUGAUGAAAAUGAUCAGGGAACCAAGGACACUACGUCCGAGUAAGAACCCCACCUGAUCUCUGUGUGUGUUAGACUGCAGGAGGAUUCAGGCCCUACUGCUCUAACUCGGCAGAAACAUAUCAAGAAGUGUAUCUUGGUUGGCUAUUUUGAAGCAUUUAAUCCAAAGUUGUUAUGUCUGUUGAGUAACAGAUUGUUCAAGGGUAAUGUUUUCACCCUGACACGGCUUAUAAAUAGCUGGACCAAGUACACAACCCCCAAAGAGGCUGAUCAUUUGUAACUUAGAUUUUCAGCUAUUUUAAGCUGACCAAGUCUUUGCAAUGCCCUCAGUUUUCAUUCUCAGGCAUAAAGUAAUAACAUAAGUGCUCAACUUUACAGUAUAUAUAGUUAGAAAGGUACAUAAGUGUCACAGCUUUGGAUGGCAUACAAGGAGAAUAGCCCAUAUGAGUAUUGAGUAUUGGUAAUGUGUUGGUUCAUGGUGAGUGGAUGGUUGGUGUUUCCAGUGUGUCUGUAAUGAAUAUGUGGACCUUUUACCACUUCUUAGACUAAUUAACUAAGUUGUUAGGGAAUCAGUGCAGCUCCUUUGUCAGUAGAAAAGCUACAGGAAGCAAGCUGCAUUUGAUUACCUUGAAACAGAUGCUUUACAAUGAACCUCUUUUAUUUUCUCGAAACCAGUGUAACUGGGAAGAAUUUUGUACCCCUGUAUUUCCUCUUGUACCUAAUUUGUGCCAAAAAGAAAAUUAACUUUCUUCUCUUCCAUUAGCUAAUGAUCAGGAAAUAAGUAACACUUAUCAAUAUUUGGAAGCAUUGGGCAAUCAGUAUCUUUUACUUCCAAGAAAUUUGUGCAAGUUUGAGAUGAUGUGAUGUCAGGGACACCUGCUUUUUGAGACUUAGAUUAUGCAGACUCCUAAAGUGUACAAACAAAGUAGAAAAUCACAUUAUCUCCAGUGCAAAGAUUCUGUGCCACUUAAUUCAUAACU
This is a messenger RNA of Penaeus monodon (black tiger shrimp), 2593 nucleotides long. Its product is annotated as broad-complex core protein isoforms 1/2/3/4/5-like. The coding region runs from base 112 to 1659 and encodes 515 amino acids. The transcript has 6 exons. NCBI's taxonomy places the organism in Eukaryota, Metazoa, Arthropoda, Malacostraca, Decapoda, Penaeidae. Gene Ontology annotation, cellular component: nucleus. The record is from RefSeq and is a predicted model, not a curated record. Gene Ontology annotation, molecular function: protein binding. Gene Ontology annotation, biological process: regulation of transcription by RNA polymerase II.